AUGCACACUCCGGCACCCACUGAACUCUUCAUCUCAGGGGCCCUCCCGGGCUCUGGCACUUUCCCUUCCUCAUCAGCGCUCUCUGCUUACCAGCAUCCAGCCUCUUUCAGCGGACGCAGCUUCCCAGUCACGUCAUCCCUGACACUCCAAGAUGCUACUUUCAGCCCAACAUCCAAUGGCCUACUGUCCCCCCAUGACCCUCUACUUCACAUCAAAUCCUCUCAGCCCAGUGUUCCUUCAUCCCUCAGUUUUGACAGACUGGGCAGUGCGGUAUUGGGUACAGGCUUACCCUCUCAGAGCUCAGCAUAUCGUAGCGCUCAAGAAUCAGCUUCCCGCCACCUCCCCUCCCAGUUCAAUCUUUUGUCAUCCUCGCUGGGACCAUCUGACCAGACGUCCCAGCUUUACAACACUUCAGUCUUCUCCAGUUCCCCUGCCUCUUCCAUUGAGCGGGCCAUCCCCCGGCAAGAUAGCGUGAUCAAACAUUACCAGAGACCUUCUAGUGCCCAGCCGCAACUGCCUGCUGCCCAUUCUCUCCAACAUUAUCUAAGCUGCGGGGGUAGCUACCAGCAGAUGCCCCACCGCUCCAGCCUUUCCUGCAGUCCCCUUGGCGAUCAGUCCCCCGCCAGCAGCGAAGGCUCUCAGCAGCAGAAAACCUCUCAGGCUACGCGGCAAGAGCCCUCUCAAAGCUACCGUCCCAUUAUUCAGUCUCCCGGCUAUUCUGGUACCACCUCUUCUUCAAAAUCCAAGAGUUACUCGGCUUCCCGCCAACCACCCCGUUCUACAGCCACGCCCAAGUGCCAAAGCAACUACAGUUCAUCCACACCCAAGCCCAGCUCUGUCAUUGCAAGCCAGUCACAGGCCUAUUCGCCUGGCCAGCCUCAGAGUCUCCUUUCCAUGAGCCAAACACAGAGUUAUUCUGUCAGCCAGCCACAAAAUCUCUCUUCAGUUAGCCAGGCCUCACAGGGCUUCAGCAGCAACCAAGCCCAGGACCUCACAAGUGUGAGUAAAGCUCAGAGUUAUUCCAGCAGUGGACAAGCCCAGCAGGGCCAAGCUGGGCAAGGAGGACAAGGACUGCAGACAUGUCAAAAUCAGACUUACUCUCCUGAGCAGCUNUUGUAG
Molecule: messenger RNA, 1119 nt
Organism: Thamnophis sirtalis
Lineage: Eukaryota; Metazoa; Chordata; Lepidosauria; Squamata; Natricidae
Source: RefSeq, a predicted model, not a curated record